UUUUGUAGCGAAAGUCUGUGAUUGCUAUGAGCUUCAUCGCAGCGUUCCUGUUCCUGCUGGUUGUGCGCCUUGUAAGUGAAGUGAAUUUCCCGCUGCUGCUCAGCUGCUUUGGACAGCCUGGUACAAAGUGGAUGCCAUUCUCUUACGCAUACAGGCGACCCCUUCGAACUCACUAUGGAUACGUAAAUGUGAGGACGCAAGAGCCUUUGCAACUGGACUGUGACCUUUGCGCCAUAGUGUCGAACUCCGGCCAGAUGACUGGCCAGAAGGUAGGAAAUGAGAUAGACCGGUCCUCUUGCAUUUGGAGAAUGAACAACGCCCCCACCAAGGGUUACGAAGAAGAUGUUGGCCGCAUGACGAUGAUUCGCGUUGUGUCCCACACCAGCGUUCCUCUUCUGCUGAAAAACCCUGAUUAUUUUUUCAAAGAAGCAAACGCGACUAUUUAUGUGAUUUGGGGCCCUUUCCGCAAUAUGAGAAAAGAUGGGAAUGGCAUCGUUUACAACAUGUUGCAAAAGGCGGUCGACGUCUACCCGAAAGCCCAAAUUUAUGUGACCACAGAGAAGCGCAUGAGUUACUGUGAUGGGGUUUUCAAGAAGGAAACUGGGAAAGACAGAGUCCAGUCUGGCUCUUAUCUCAGCACGGGGUGGUUCACCUUCAUUUUGGCCAUGGAUGCCUGCUAUAGCAUUCACGUCUACGGGAUGAUAAAUGACACCUACUGCAAGACAGAAGGAUACAGAAAAGUCCCCUACCAUUACUACGAGCAAGGAAGAGAUGAAUGUGAUGAAUAUUUUCUUCAUGAACAUGCCCCGUAUGGGGGGCAUAGGUUUAUCACUGAAAAGAAAGUGUUUGCUAAAUGGGCCAAGAAACACAGGAUAAUAUUUACACACCCAAACUGGACAGUGUCUUGAUGUUGGCUUCUCUGAUCGUGCCACGUCACUUGCUGUGAUCAUGGUACUCCAACUGUGACGCCGAAGAUGCCAGCGAUGGGAUGGUGAUGACAAGGACAGCAACGGUCACAUUCCUGUACCGUCUCAGACAUGGAUGAAUGAUAACUCUGCUCGGAAUUUAAACUCGGGGUCUUGUAGAGGGUGGUAGUGCUCAUUAUGUUCUUUCUGGAGGUUCAACACACAUCCUGCACUUUAUAAUUUAACUGGAAUUGAAAUGAAGGCCAGUGACGUGACAACUGUGACCUAAGAAAUGGGAAGAUUAUCCUUCAAGGUAGCUGCCCAGAGUUGUUCUGCAGUAAGUUCCAGAAGCCGUGAGAUCUGGCCUCAUGAGGCAAUGUCAUUGACUCCAUGGCUUCUUGAAUCUGAGCAGCUCUACCAUCUUGAAGAGCGGUUGAUUGUCAAACACUGACCCAAGACAUGCUACCAGGGUACAAGUAUCUUACCAGUUAGCCUGGGAAGGGGAAGGUAUCUUAUGCUGAUGUACCCUCUCCCUACAGUACUUUUCACAGUUAGAGCCUCAGGCCAUUACCUAGUUAACAGUGAAGAUAUCAUGGACAUCCUGUACCUCAGGAUUGCUUGACUGUCUCCAACACUUAAUUCAAAAUGGGCCAAGUAGCAAAUCUUGAUGAAUUGUCACCUUCCAUUCAUCCUACCCAAAACAAUAUAACUAAACAUGUUAUUAGAAUACUCGAUAUUAAUGUUCAGUUAUUUUUGGUUGAGUCCUAAAUAUGUCAGAAGGCUAUUUAACAUGUAAGAUACCAACUUCAACACUGUAAUAACACAUACUGUGAAAACAUUCCUAAAAUAUAACCAAAGGGUUUACUAACUCUGCUUCAACUCCCACAACGCAAAAUUAUAUGCUUUUUAAAAUCAUGAAACAGGGAAAGCAAAGCAUAUUUUUACAUCAAUUUGUAUCCUAUCAUACUUCAUAAUAUAUAUUUGUAUAUUCAAAUUUCUAUUUUAUAGGCCCAAGAUGUGUCUCUCCAUACAUUGUAUCCUCAUUGCCAAGUGCCAACUGUUACACAUAAGAACCAAUUCCUUGCAUUAAAUCUGACCAGAGCUUUUGCCUUCUAGGGGUUUAUUUUCCCCAGAGUGUAUAGGUUUUUAUACCAUAAUAGCAAAAAUAAUGCCCUUAGUGUCCAACGUGCUUUGUCAUUUAGAGUCCUUUCACGUAUGCAGUACCAUGUGACCAUGUGACAUCGGUGAGCACCUCAUUGGGCUAGUGCCUGUGUAUUCUGUCACCUCCUUAACAGAUUAUCUAUAACUUGUUAAUUGUUAUGAUAUAUCCUGGAUUGCUCUCCUUGCUAAUAUUUGCAUAGAAUAGCAUAUAUGUAGACUAGUAACCAUUGAUUUCAGUGCCAAAUACAAUAUAUUAUAUCAGGAUUAUGCAAAAAGUAUCACAAAGGAUGGUCUUAGCUGUAUGCUAGGACCCCUGUGUACUUAAGUAGUUUUGAGGGUUUUUUAAUGGCUCUGUGUAGGUGGGGGGAAAUGAAGAAGCAGGGACCACACAAAGGCACGAAAGCUGAGAAUAUAAGUUUCCUGCCCCAAGUCUGAGACAAUUCUGUUUUCUGUAUACUCAUUGUUCAAUAAAUAUUAGAGGGUUGAUUUGCCAAGAGAGUAGCUGAGAUUUCAAAAACAUCCUGGCAAAAUGAUUCAACAGACAAAAGCCAGGCUCUGCUUGCAGAGUGUUUUAACGCUGGAAGUAGUGAUGCAUUUCCCUUUGGAAGCACUUUGUAGGUCUUUACCAGUGCUAAGCAUUAUGAUAAUCAUUAAAAUGUGCCCUUUGGGGUAAAAGCCUCUUUUCUGCUCUCUUCGGCCAUUGCAAUACCCCAAUACUCCCAUUCAUAAAAACUGUCAAGCCCUAGUUCUGUGGUCGGAAAGAGUUGUUGCUCUUAUAUUUCCUUAUGCAAUUUUCAGUUCUAUGAAUAUGAGUCUAGUUUAGUUUAGUUUUGUUUAGCUAAUGAUGGAUAGAAAUGGCCACUCAAAGAAAAAUAAACAAAUACAAAUGUUGAAAUUGUAAUACAGGCUGUCUUUUCCCCUGUUGUGAUACAGAAGUUCUGCUUUUAAAUAAAAAGAAAUUCUUGGUGAAUUAGAAUGCUUCGGAAGAUGGUGUAUAACCUUAAUGAUUUAGUUUUCUAAUAAAUGAAAGACCAGC
Carlito syrichta (Philippine tarsier) is the source of this 3102-nucleotide messenger RNA. RefSeq names its product ST6 N-acetylgalactosaminide alpha-2,6-sialyltransferase 3 (gene ST6GALNAC3). The transcript is spliced from 4 exons. The coding region runs from base 27 to 908 and encodes 293 amino acids. The record is from RefSeq and is a predicted model, not a curated record. Gene Ontology annotation, molecular function: alpha-N-acetylgalactosaminide alpha-2,6-sialyltransferase activity. Lineage: Eukaryota; Metazoa; Chordata; Mammalia; Primates; Tarsiidae. Gene Ontology annotation, biological process: oligosaccharide metabolic process; ganglioside biosynthetic process.